Molecule: messenger RNA, 2510 nt
Organism: Gracilinanus agilis (Agile Gracile Mouse Opossum)
Lineage: Eukaryota; Metazoa; Chordata; Mammalia; Didelphimorphia; Didelphidae
Gene: TSC22D4
Product: TSC22 domain family member 4
Exons: 5
Coding region: 788-1954 (388 amino acids)
Biological process (GO): response to osmotic stress; regulation of transcription by RNA polymerase II
Source: RefSeq, a predicted model, not a curated record
GAGAGAGAGAGAGAGAGAGACAAACAGACAGACAGACAGACAGACAGACAGAGACGGAGAGGAGCUAGGGAAAUUGAGAAAUUGAGCGGAGUGUCCCAGAGAGUGGAAGAGAGGAGAACUGGAAAAAGAGACACAUGCUAGCCACCGAGAAAGAGAGGAGAGAGCUCUGCUGUCAGAAGACAGAAGAUUCCAGAGAGAGUAGCCCCUGGCUUCUCUACUUUCAGACCAGCUGUGCUUUCAGACCUAAAGGCCCUUCACCACCAUAAAGGCCAUAUUCCUCUGGGACCAAAAGCAGUGUUUAUUAUUUUUUGGAAAACAAAGUUGCUGUGGAGAUGACUUGUGGGUUAAGGAGAGGCCUCUCCGGACUGUAUUGCCUCUGACCACCACCCACCUCCUCCCUUUCCUUGGAGCUCAGGCUGGGAGGCCCCACUCUCCUGCUCUUCGGUGGACAGUCUGUUGGGGCAUCUUAUGCUUCCAGGAUCCCCAGUUUGCAAAUUCAGCUCUGGAGUCCAGCAGCAGCAAGAGCAGCAGCAGCAAGAGCAACAGCAGCACUGGCAGCAGCAGAAGGAAAGCCUGCCCAUACUCCAACCCCCACACCUCUCCCUGUUAUUCCUCAGUUUCAGAGGCAGCCCCAGUUGCUUGAACUCUCCCAGCUAUGUUGGACCCUGAUGUUCCCAGAGGUCCUGAUCCCACAGCUAUAUGGCCCCCUAGCGCCAGGGGAGCCUGAGUGCUGCCUGGAGAGAGGUCUCUCCUCUUUCUGCAGCCCCUGUCCCAUUUUCUAGGGACCAUGAGUGGGGGUAAGAAGAAGAGCAGUUUCCAGAUCACCAGUGUCACCACAGACUAUGAAGGUCCUGGGGGAUCUGGGGAAGGUGACUCCCCUACAGCUUUGGUUUCCACCUUGCCCACACCUCGUCUUCCCAAUGGGGAGCCUAGCCCAGAGCUGGGAGGCAAGGGGACCCCUCGAAAUGGCUCCCCACCCCCUGGGGCCCCAGCUUCACGUUUUCGUGUGGUGAAGCUUCCCCAGGGAUUAGGGGAACCAUAUCGCCGAGGGCGAUGGACAUGUGUGGACAUUUAUGAGAGGGAGCUGGAAGCCCCUGGACUCAGCCGACUCCUAGAGGGAGUUCGGGGAGCCACUGGAGGGACUGGGGGUCGCUCUUUGGACUCUAGGCUAGAGUUGUCCAGUUUGGGCCUGGUUCCCCCAAACCCCCAGCCUCAGGGCCCAACCAGUUGGCUUCGCCCACCCCCAACUUCCCCUGGCCUUCAGGCCCGAUCUUUCACAGGGGGGCUAGCCCAGCUGGCAGGGGGCAAGGGAAGGGCUGAAACCCCACCCCUUCCAACUUCCCCACCCCAGCAGCAGCCCCCAGAGCCCAGUGAUGGGGACAGUACAAGGGUACUGGCACAACAUGCCUCAACUCAACUGCCUACCCUUCGGGUUGAGGCAGAGGGAGGGACCCCAUCAAUGACUCCUCCAACUACCCGAAAGAAGGAUGGACCCCGGUGGCUGAGGAAAGAAGGGGAGGAAAAAGGCCAGCUCCCUCUCCGAGGCUCCCGCCCAGGGUCCCCAGCCUUCUCCCUCCUCCAGGAUGCCAAUCCCAACCGGAAAUCCUCAGACCCUUUUGGGGCCUCUGUUCAGCGCUUGAGUCUGGCUCGAUCUAUGCUUGCCAUUGGUAGCCCCCUUGAUGGUGAUGAUGACAGUGGCUCUGGAAGUAUGGUUGCCAUUGACAACAAGAUUGAACAAGCCAUGGACUUGGUGAAGUCCCACCUCAUGUUUGCUGUUCGGGAGGAGGUGGAGAUCCUGAAGGAACAGAUCCGAGAACUAGCUGAACGAAAUGCGGCCCUGGAGCAAGAGAAUGGAUUGCUCCGGGCUCUGGCCAGCCCUGAACAGCUGGCCCAACUUCCGGUCUCUGGGAUCCCUCACCCUGGACCCCUUGCCCCAAAUGGACCCUCCUCAUGAGCCUCCCUUCCCUCACAAUGUGCCUUUAAGGGCCGUCUCUGGGAUGGAGACCUCAGCAUCCUAGAUUCCCAGGCCUUUUUGCCUUCUCUUCCUAUGCAGCUUUAAUGUCAUGAGAGGUGGUGAUAGAGGGUUCAAGGUUGAGUCCAGAUUUGUCUUCCCCCCUCCUCACCUUCCACCAGACCCAAGGGGCUGGGCCAAUUUUCCCCAAAGGCCUGAGGGGCUGGGCCAGAAUAUACCUAGGCCUGGAUGGGGUAGGGUUUCAAGGUUGGAGUACAAGAUGGAGCCCCUACCUCUGAAAGUGGGCUCCCAGUCAGCCUUUCCCUUGCCAUCCCUCUGAAUGGUAAGUGCCCCACCUCCCCUAGUUCUCCAAGUAUCUGGCAGCCCCCAGAUCAGGAGGACCCAGAGGGAGCAGGGUACUUCUAGGCAGAGACCACUUCCCUAUCUCUCAAAGUCCCUCCGUUGGGUUCAGCCAAGAGAGGGGAUAUAGGCAGUGUCCCAAGGUUCUGGGAUUCAGGUUGUUAUUAAAAUAUUAUAAUAAAAAAUCAGAAGAAACUUG